Messenger RNA from Haliaeetus leucocephalus (bald eagle), 2030 nucleotides. RefSeq names its product sterile alpha motif domain containing 12 (gene SAMD12). Gene Ontology annotation, biological process: cell surface receptor protein tyrosine kinase signaling pathway. Bases 1 to 1089 code for a protein of 362 amino acids. The record is from RefSeq and is a predicted model, not a curated record. Gene Ontology annotation, cellular component: cytoplasmic side of plasma membrane. NCBI's taxonomy places the organism in Eukaryota, Metazoa, Chordata, Aves, Accipitriformes, Accipitridae. The transcript has 6 exons. Gene Ontology annotation, molecular function: protein binding.
AUGCUCUUCGCCUGCCUUUCUCCUUCCCUGCGGAAAACCAACUCCGGCCGCCCUAGGGAGAGCGGCGGGACGGGACUGGGACGGGACGGGCUGACGCCUCGUUCCCCUGGCGCCGUCAGGCUGGAAGUCGCGGCGACUGAAAUACCACGACAGAAACACGCCAGCGCGCCCGCGAAACGACGCUUUCCGCUUCAGUCCGGCAACUUCCCGGCGGGCCCGGAGGUGCCGCCUCUCCCGGCAGGGGCGGCAGACCUGCGCCGCCUCCCUCCGAGGUGGCCCCGGCGGCCCCGCUCAGCCCGCCGGGCGUCUUCCCCGCCCCGCCGCCGCUCUCCCGCCGGAGCCGAGGCGCCGCCGUCCCUCGGAGCCGCCCCAAACGCCCAAGUGCCUGAGGCCGUGGUGCCCACGAAGCUCCAGCAGCCCCCCGCCGUCCUCCGGCGUGGGCGCAGAGCUGUCGGCGCCGGGGCGCGCUCGGCCUCUCCUUCCCCCUUAGGAGAUGCCCAAGCCCGUGGGCCGAGGUGCCCGGCUCCCGGGGAGGCGGGAGCCGUGAGGUGUUCGCCAAGUGCCCGGCCCCUGGUUAAGUUCCCGGUAAUUGAGGUGGUGCCUACCGAGAGCUGGAAAGCUAUCCAUUGCAAUCUGAAUCCAAAUGGUAUUGAUCACCCUGUCCCCACAGAAGGUAUUAAUCUGCAACUUGAAGGUGAAGGAGUUGAAUCACCCUCUGUUAAGAGCACUAGUACUCCAAAAGGGCCUGAGUCAAAAGAGACACCCAAGAGACAAGUGGAACCAGAAAUAUCUAAGUCUGGGACUGUGAAGCUGACCAAGCCUGUGGCAUUAUGGACCCAGCAGGAUGUCUGCAAAUGGCUGAAGAAACAUUGCCCUAAUCAGUAUCAAAUCUACAGUGAGUCAUUCAAACAGCAUGACAUAACUGGCCGUGCUUUGCUGAGGCUUACUGACAAAAAGCUUGAACGAAUGGGCAUUGCCCAGGAAAGCCUGCGACAGCACAUUCUGCAGCAAGUCCUUCAGCUGAAGGUGAGAGAAGAAGUCCGAAACCUCCAGCUACUUACACAAGCCCCAGCAGAGAGCUCUCCAUAAACAUUUCCAGCCUCUAAAGCUGCUGUCCUGCCACUUGAUAUUAAAGUGAACUUUCCUUCAUGAAAAGAACAUAAUAAAUGGCACUGCCAGAAGGUGACCAUGGAGGAUUGAAGACAAACUUGGAAGUAAAAUCAGCCCACUCAAGAUGAUGCAUUCUGGGAAGAGCUGGUUUGCUGUGGAGUAAAAAUGUGGUGCAUAAUAUCCAGUGCUAAUUUGUUGAAAAUGGUCAUUGACAGACCUUUAGCUGGAAAAUUUCUUCCAGUUUUCAUCACUGUGCAUAACUUUUGAGUUCCCUUUAGGGGACUGUCUAUGCCCUUCACUAGAAGUCCUGUUUUAGCAUGGCAACUACUGGAUUCUUUUAUUAUGUAUGCAGAUGGCAUGAUGUUUUAGGAAAAACUUACAGCAAUUCUCCAAUCUCAGUGGAUAUGUUCACAAUAUUAAACCCCGAUAGGAAUGUAAACGUCUUGUAUAUGUUAGUUUUGCAGUCUAAUGGUAUUCUGUUAAACAAUAUCAGCACUUCAUAUGUGCUUUCUGCACAGAACUAGCACAGUCCAUAUAUAUAUAAUGGUCUUUUUUUAAAAUACUGAGGAUACGUUUCAGUAUUUGUGCUGAGACUGCAUCCAAACUGAAGUCCACUACUAGCAUACCUUCACCGAUUCGCAGUAGAUUGUGUAGAUAGAUUUGCACGUGGCAGAGGUGUGACUUCUUUUAUCGAGACUUAGGGAACAGCUGUCACAGAGGUAGCCAAGAACAGGGCAGGUUGAAUGAGCUGUAGGACGCUGUGUCUGCUCUCCCUCUCAUCCACCAAAUAUCAAAGGUUCUUGUUUGUAGUGUGCCAAUGUGUUUUCUUACUCAGCGAGGGAGCAGCAAGGGAGAGAGCCUUUGUCAGAGAUGUGUGUGACCCUGGGUUUGGUCUACAAUAAAACCAGAAUAAACUGGAA